AUGGACGUAUCAAAUACAUCGCUUCCCUAAAAUUAUACCAUAGGAUAGUUAUUCACAAAAUUAUUCAAAAAUAUUUUAAGUUUUGGAAUAAAACCUGAUCAACCAUAAUACAAGGCCAAUUUAUUAGAACAUUUAAGUUUAUAAUAAAAAAUAAAAUUAUUUUGCAAAAAUCACCAUAAAUAUUUUAAUGAUAAUAUCAGAGAUCAGAUUCUUGAAGAUAUUGAAAAUUCAACACCAAUUAAAGUAUAAACUAGAUAUUUAUUAAAAUGGCUUUAUUUAUAGGAUGACACUACUUAUCAAUAAUAUCAUCCCCUUAUUAUUAAUAUUGUAUUGAAUUAACAGAAUGGAGAAUUAAACUAUUAAUCCCACAAGUACAUCAGUUUAUUAUAUAAAAAACUCUUACAAUCUUAAUCUGAAAAUGUGAAAUUAUUUUUGAAAGUCUAUAGGGAUCUAGCCUAGGAAUUUAUGAUGUCCUAGAAUUCAAGAAAUAGAAUCUUACUUAAGCUAUAACUUAAUAAACAAUUAGAAUUAAAUUAUCCACUAAAUCAAAUUGAAUAGGAUUGUUAAAAGUAUUAAGAUUUGGAGAAUUUAGAUCAUAUUAAGUUCUAUCUUAAAUAUUAAGGGAAUUUAGAAUGGCUAUUAAAAUAAAUCAUAACUAAGAAGGUCAUUAACCAUAAUCAUAAAACUGAAGUCUUGGAACUGGUCAAUCAUAUUAUUAAAACCAAUUUAUGUGAAUAAUAUUAUUCAUAGUUGUUUGAUUAGAUUAUGGAUGCAUUUGAGCCUGAAGAAGUAUUUUAUCAUGAACUUUACUAAAUCUUUCACUUUUUAUUAAUUGUGAAAGAUUAUCCUGAAAUGAUUUUAGUACAGUUAUUUAGGAUCUUUGCAGACAAACAUAUGCUCUUCGAUCCUCAAGAAUUCUCUGCCAUUGUAUUAUUAGUUAAUCAGUUUUAAGAGGUUAAUAUAUAGGAUCAACAUUAAACAUAUUAAAUUUCAAUCUACGAUGAAUUACGAGACUAUUAUCUUAAAAAUUCAUUAUCGAUGACCAAGGAAGUCCACUAAAUUUUUAUUAGACAGACAACUAAUAAAUUGGGUUGA
Molecule: messenger RNA, 1095 nt
Organism: Paramecium tetraurelia
Lineage: Eukaryota; Ciliophora; Oligohymenophorea; Peniculida; Parameciidae
Exons: 1
Source: RefSeq, a predicted model, not a curated record